Nylanderia fulva is the source of this 948-nucleotide messenger RNA. NCBI's taxonomy places the organism in Eukaryota, Metazoa, Arthropoda, Insecta, Hymenoptera, Formicidae. The record is from RefSeq and is a predicted model, not a curated record.
AUGGACAAUACGGUGCUCACCUUAAACGAGUAUUUCCUCCUCGUGCGCGCUGAUGGUGACGUGCAUUCUAUUGAUGGCAAAAUGUUUUUCCAUUAUGUUUCAAUUUCAGGUGGAUCAUAUAUUUCUUUUCCCCUAGAUGAUUCCGUAAUCCAACGAUUUAAGUCUGCUAAUUCCUGUGAACCUUUUACAAUAAUAGAGGAUUCCAAUACUGCAGAGAGCUCUAGUGAAGAAAGCUUUAAAAUACGUAAUAUCUCACCUUUGUCGAGUGAAAUCUUUGACAAAAGCAACAAAGAGAUUUGGGUCAAAAAUAAUAAACCAUCACCACUGGAUAUUGCAGCCACACAUGACUUAAUUGAAAUUGUGGGACGUAAGGACAUUCAGAUGAUAUUAAAUGAUAAGAAAACUGUGAAGAAGAAGAUUUGGGAAAAAAUUGGUGUAAAACUAAAAGAAAAGUAUAAUUUUGGAACAAGAGAUGAAGGAUCUGUUUGCUCGCAGAAGUGGCGCAACCUUGAAAGUGCUGUGAUGCAUUUUUUACAGAAUGGUGCUGGCAGUUCUGGUAACGGAAAAGGAAAGAAACCAGCAUUUUAUGAUGAGAGGUAUCACCUACUCAUUACCUCUAAAGAGCAACCAGCGACGAUUCCGAAUGCUCCAAAUUCUUCAAAACAAAUGAACAUAAGGAUUUGUAAUACUGAGUCUGAAAAUGCAUCAUCAAAUGAAAACGAUGGAAACCCAUUCAUUCAUGUAAAGUCAUCCACGAAGCUAAAGAAACCUAGGAUUGAUAACACCUGCAUCCUGGAUUUUCUGAAAAAUGAGGCUGAGGAACGCUGUAAGCAAAAUGAAAGUUUAAUGAAACUAAUGCAAGAUUCAAAUGAUACUAAGAAAGCUUUUCUCAAUAUCAUUACCAAUAUGUUGAGCCACAACACAAGCUCAAACAAAACUACUAAUUAA